GUCCUUCUUCUGCCACUGGUGCCCUGGGAUGUAGGCACGUCCCUUGGCCUCUCUGGGUCUCAGGUCCUCUCCUGUCCAAGGUGUUGUGAGGCUUAUGCAAGUCACUGGAGGUGAACAUGCUGAAGCUUAACCUUAGACAGGAGGGCUCCCAAAUAAGAGCUCUGUGUGGCCAUUGGUCCAUGUCACCUAUUAUCUAGGACUGCAGGAAGAGGAGAGGAAGAAAAGAAAUUGCUCAUUAUUUCCCAGGGGAAAAAGGCACAGAAAGUGUGUGACAAAGACACAAAGAAAGCAGCAGGCAGCCUGCUUCUCCUAGAGAACCCGGGACUCCCGCAGCCCUGCGGGGCUGGGCUCCAGGGGAAGAGGAGGUCAGGUGUCAGCUGCUGUGUGUAUAUAGCCCCAGGCCUCCGGGGCCAGGCUCACUGCUGAGGCUGGUGCCAGGCUGCGAAGAUGAAGCUGUCCAGCGUCAUCCCUUGGGCCUUACUGCUCAGCACAGCCACAGUGGAUUCAAUGGACUGGCUCCCCUGGAAUACUAACUGUGGGGGAAUCCUAAAAGAGGAGUCUGGAGUGAUCGCCACCUAUUAUGGACCAAAAACGAACUGUGUCUGGACUAUCCAGAUGCCACCACAGUACCAUGUUAGGGUGUCUAUCCAAUAUCUCCACCUCAACUGUAAUAAAGAGUCUCUGGAGAUUAUAGAUGGGCUGCCAAGAUCUUCUCUCUUAGGGAAGAUUUGUGAAGGUUCACUCCUGGAUUAUAGAUCUUCUGGCAGUAUCAUGACUGUCAAGUACAUCAGAGAGCCUGAGCACCCAGCUUCUUUCUAUGAAGUGUUAUACUUUCAGGAUCCACAAGCUUAG
Molecule: messenger RNA, 852 nt
Organism: Bubalus bubalis (water buffalo)
Lineage: Eukaryota; Metazoa; Chordata; Mammalia; Artiodactyla; Bovidae
Product: spermadhesin-1
Exons: 5
Coding region: 448-852 (134 amino acids)
Biological process (GO): single fertilization
Source: RefSeq, a predicted model, not a curated record